AUGGGCUCAUGUUUUGGCGAUCAGGAGCUUAUUUAUACGCUGGCCACCUGGGCUGGCCAUCUGAAUUCGUUGCUGAAUCCGAUUAUUUAUCCGCGGUUUAGUCGUGAAUUUCGGCGAGCUUUUAAACAAAUUUUAACAUGUAAGCGGAAGCGAUCUAUCAGAAGUGCAAUGAAAACAACAUUUGACCUUGUUUUUGCCCAGCUUGUAGCUAUUCUCCAUUUCUGGGAUACCACGAGAGCAGAAAUUUAUGCUCGCACUGAAAAGAAUUGA
Molecule: messenger RNA, 270 nt
Organism: Gongylonema pulchrum
Lineage: Eukaryota; Metazoa; Nematoda; Chromadorea; Rhabditida; Gongylonematidae
Source: the annotation of a GenBank genome assembly